Humulus lupulus (European hop) is the source of this 510-nucleotide messenger RNA. RefSeq lists its product as uncharacterized. Bases 1 to 510 code for a protein of 169 amino acids. The transcript has a single exon. The record is from RefSeq and is a predicted model, not a curated record. NCBI's taxonomy places the organism in Eukaryota, Viridiplantae, Streptophyta, Magnoliopsida, Rosales, Cannabaceae. Gene Ontology annotation, molecular function: DNA helicase activity. Gene Ontology annotation, biological process: telomere maintenance; DNA repair.
AUGGCAAAUAAGUUAUGCUUUGAAGCUUUAGAUAAGACCUUAAGAGAUAUUCUAAGAACAAGGUUUGAAAAUAGCUCUAACAAACCUUUUGGAGGACUUACAAUAGUAUGUGGUGGUGAUUUUCGACAAAUAUUACCAGUUGUCCCAAAAGGUACAAGAGCUGAUCAUGUUGAUGCUUCUCAUAACUCAUCAUAUUUGUGGCCAUUUUUCAAAAUAUAUGAGCUCAACCAAAAUAUGAGGCUCUAUAAUGGAAGCCUGAUUGGUUUUGAGGCUGCUAAAAUAGCUUCUUUUGACAAAUGGAUGUUGCAGAUUGGAGAUGGUUCAUUAUAUGAUGACAUUGAUAGACAAUUAAUUAAGCUUCCUUCUGAUAUCACCAUAAAUCCAUCUCAAGAUCUAAUGAAAUCCAUAGUUGAAGUUAUCUACCCAUUACUUUUACAAAAGUACAACGAUCCUGCAUAUUUGACAGAAAGAGCAAUACUAACACCAAAAAUGAAAUGGUCUAUGAACUAA